Molecule: messenger RNA, 14103 nt
Organism: Porites lobata
Lineage: Eukaryota; Metazoa; Cnidaria; Anthozoa; Scleractinia; Poritidae
Source: the annotation of a GenBank genome assembly
GGCAAACAAAAAAAGAAUACAACAAAUAUCAUCAUAUUGAAAGUGAACUUGCCAUCAUGGACAGAAAAUGACAAUUCUUGGAUGUAUAUUUUUCCUUGUGGUUUGUUAUUCUUCAUUUAGAACUUCUUAUGUUUAUGGUUUAGAAUUCAAGAAAUUUAUGAAGCCAUGUUUUGUUGGCGAUGAGAUUGAAAACACGUGCUCAGAUCCCAGUGAGUCGUGUCAUGAGAAACUGGGCACGGAACUCAAGCUCGUCAGGCUGAAUGGUAUCAAGGUAAUUCUAAUUUAUAAAGGAGAAUAGGGGAAUGUAAUUAAAAUGCUUUCUUUUAUCGGUUAAAUUUCUUUAUUCAACGCAAAUGCGGCGCCUCAGAAAUGAUUUUUUGUAGAAACUUAGAAACAAUCGGAACGAGCUGGUGGUGAUGCAGGUCAAAUACGGGUUGCUAGUGGACGGAACCAAAGAGAGUACACUAACGACUGAAAAGCAUUUUAGAAACCAAAAGCGGCGAGAGCAAGCUGCCAUUCAGAAUUCGCACAAUUGUGUUUUAACGGCUUCAAUUUCCCGUGGGGACUUAAGAAAAACUAUGCGAAAGGACUAUUUUCGUGGUGAAGUCUGUGCUGUAAAACCGUGACCGUAAAUUAACCAAUCAGAUUGCUCCAUUUAGCCUUGCGAAUAGCUAGCCAUGAUAUGUAAAUUUCAAGAUACAAUGAUACAAUUAUAACGAUAUAGUGAUACAAUCUACGACAUUAACACCUUGCUGUUUUGAUUAUUUUACCCAUCUUUCUCUGACUUUCAGACAGGUCACUUGCAGUGGGUGAAGGUCAGUGAUAAGAGAUUUGUAAAACUUAUCACACGAGCAAUGACACCUUUAGUGUUCGGUUAGUACUUCUUAGGAAUUUUUUUACCUGACGAUUUUCCAUACAGUAAAUAUUGAUUUAAGUUUUACAUAAACGUAUUUUUGGACAUUGUCAUGAAAAUUGCAUGAGUAACUAUUAUUUCUAUGUAGUGUGACUACAAUAGGGACUGCCAAUUUGAAUUUUACCCCUUUGUCAAUUUCAAGAAAUUCCAGAGUUCCUGUCAUCUGAAGAGUGUGAUCACAUCAUAGAACUGGCUGGAAAAAGCGGGCUUAGGACUAGUACCUCUGGUUUCCAUUUCAACUACGACGGAAACUUGGACAGAGAAUUGGAGACAGCUGGUGAGGAAGAGCUACUUGAAGUCGAAAACUACAAAUGUCAAUGUUUUGUUAAUUAGGAAAGAAAAAGUCAACCGAACCUUUAGCUAAAAGGUUCUGCUUAAUAUUUUUGUAACGUCGAGCACUUAGGACUCAGUCAUCGGCAUUAGUCAUUGUCAUGUACUCAACGGGUAAGCUCUUGAGGAGCGCAAAUAUGUGAGUUGGAGCUGAAGAGCCCUUACCGGGGUUAAAAGGCGAUUAACCACACGUUGACUCGUUUUCAUUUAACACAUAGUUACGAUUAGCCUGCAUCGCAGAUUUAAUUUAACCCAGGUAGGGAAAGUCUGCGAAACAGCGCCGAAAUCCUUGUUCUGGGCCCCCAACGGCACUCAGCGAAUUACCGGAAAUGAGUGUCGAAUUUCCCUUCAUACUGAUUGGCAAAUCGACAAUGGCUUUUUUUAAUAGACCAAUCAUGGCGCGUACUCAAAUCCUGGUACACAGGUUGGGGCCCAAAACCGAAUUUUGGCGCCGUUUUGCAGACGGACUGAACCAGAGUUUAGGUUCGUCUGUGGCGCAGGCUAAUAUAAGUUACGAUCUAUCUGGCCUAUUUGUCAAUUGGAUGGCGCCACUCAAGAGGGUCCUCAGAGGGAUUUUGUGUGUUAAGGCUGGGAUUCACAUUUGUAAUUAAUACUGUAUCAACAGAAUGCAGGAAAUAUUGUUUUAUAGGCAUUGUCUGGAAAAGGUGAUCUUUAUUUAUUUUUCUUAAAAGUAGAAAAAAAUUAUUUCAUUUUGACUUAUCAUAAGUUGCCCACAUCUGCCCGCGAUUGGUUCUCCGAAGAUGAGGGAAUCUGGGACUUCUGUUAAGAUGAGGAUUAGCCGAAAAAAAAAAUCGAGACCUCGAGAUUGAGGAAAAGGGUUUGAAAAACCCUAUAGGACCCUCGGUCAAGCGUCAUAUUAUCAGACAUCAUUCUACCUCUUCAAUGUCACUCAGUGCAUGACGGUUUGUUAACGUCGCAAACUGUCUUGCAGACAGGAAUUGGACACUUGGUCAUCAUCAGAUAUUUGCUGGAAACUUUGAGGCGUGGGAUACAAACAAAGAUGGCUAUGUUGACACUGAUGAGGUACGGUAUGUUCUUGUUAAAGAGAAAGGAGUCUUGAGUCCUCCGUUUUCAAUGUUUGACACGCACUUCGGCCUAAAGGCGCAGUCAAAACACCCAAUAGAAGGUAGCUUUUGUGUAACAGUCAUUUAAACAAGUUUUCAAUUGGCUUGAUUUCCUCCUGUCUCGCGUUAUGACUUUCAUCCGCUACCUGAUUUUUAUUCCUUCCUAAACAUUUUUCAUAUUAUUACUUUUAAAAAACCCGACCAACAAAUUGACAUCUUUAAAAUUUCAAAGGUGAAGGAAUUUGCCGGGCAUCACAGACAGCUCUAUCUACAGAACGAGGAAGUGGAUGAAAUGUAAGUGCAACCAUAGAUAUUUUUUUAACCGUCUAAAUGGUUUUUGUUGUUUCAUAUUUCUUUCAACAACAUAUAAUUCAAUUGGAUGUUAUAGUAUAAUACUUGUCAUGAAGACUAAUGUCCUUAUUGAAGAAAAGAGAGAAUGAGAAUCGUAAUCCAGUAAUCCAGUAAUCCAGUCAAAAUUCACUCAUUCCUGGUGUCAGUGUGCCCCUACUCUCUCAGUAUGGCAACACGGAAGUUUCUGCGAUUGUAUGCUAUGAAAGCCGAUCUAUCCAACUCUUUGGGAAAAACUAGGAAAAUGAAUCAAUUCUUAUGGUAUAACCGAUUAUGAAACACAUCCAGGAGGCCGUUAAGGGGAUUGUUGAAGUCAAUAAAUCUCCUCCGUCACCUGAAUCGGAAUCAACUCCACCACAAAAUCCUCUAGACUUGAGACAGACUAGAAAUAAUACUUGGUUUGCCUAUACGGCACGAAGAAAGCGCACCAAGUAAACAACACAUUUAUUCACCUUAGUAGAACCUUACGCAAUCUCAACCUUCGUACGUAAGUUAUAUAAGUAAGGAUGCUAAAAGGAUGUCUAAGUCAAUUCACAGGUUUACCAAUAUCAUCUUUUGAAUCUUUUUGUCGGCUUCCUAGGCUUGAAGACUUGGACAUCAGCGACAAAUUUGUAGACGGUAUGUAUGGUUAUAACAGUUUCAUGCAGAUAUAAAAAGCAAAUGAUGCGGGAAGGAUGUCUGUUUCUUUUAAAUUUAUGCUAUUCGAAUAAGAUCUCAGUUUAGAAUAUUGCUUACAAAACUUAGCUUGUAUUUUAUUUGUAAGUCCAUAUCACGCCUCAAUUUUAUUCAACAGGUAAACUGACAUCAGAUAAUUUUAAAAAGUUAAAUAUCAAGAAAAUUCUUCACUAUAUGGAUUUCUUGAAGAACAACAGUCCACGUCACAGAUUCCGCUUCAGCCAGCAAACAUGGUUACAGCAAGAUAAAACCGCUGACCCUGUUUUGAGACAGCUUCAUGAAAGGUAAGCUUUCUAACACAGCUUAAGAGCGAAUGUCAGUAAAUAUCGACCAGAGGUCUACAAAAGUGAAAAUUCGAAAAUUCUCAAAAAAAUUCACAAAGUAGCACUAGGUAAGCUAUUAACAUAAAUGUAAUUUUUACUUCGAUCCGAUAAUUACUUUGCACGUACGGGGGGGUUAUUGGUUUUGCGGCUCUCGGACCGGGUUUUCCAGGCCCGAGACCAUGUGUCGCAAAAAAAUCGUUUUAAAAUUCAAAUCCAUUGUAAUGCGGACAACAAAUAACUUAUUCAGAAGAGUACAUAAUUGCACACAUUUUAAGUGGUGAUUUACUCAGUUUGAACGAAAGUGUAAUAUUUUGGAGACUUUUCAUUAUUUUCAAUAUUUUGAACGUUUUCGUUCAAUGAAAAAAUGGCAAAUUUCAAAGCCCAAAAUCGUCGACUGGUACCUCGAUUUCAGUAACGAGUCUUAUACCACGUUAAAGAGCGUUAUCUCUUCUUUCAAAAUCUGUUUUCAAAACUACGGGCAACUUAAAAGAAAAUUUUUGAGGCCAGAAAAUACAAGAAGUACUUUUCUGAAAUUUGAGCUUUCCAGACGCGGCGGGCCGAUGCUAAAAACUUGGAAAAAUACAGUAAGAAAUCAGUUUGAGCAAUAGUGGUUUCAUGUUAUCAGCUUUCAGAAACCAAGACGUGUUUAUACAGCGAUCUGAUAUAAAUUAAUGCCGUUUGCUAUCAAGAAAGGCAGAUUUAAGCUGUCAACUCCUGCCAAGUGCACCAGUCACUUGAAGUUGUCAAAGGGAGGGCAAAGCACUAAUAUUAAAAAGUCUUAAAAUUCAAAACGUUUUACGUCCAUGAAAUCAGAUUUUAGCGUACAAAACAAUGUUGUGAAUGUCUGUUGUUCGUACCUUAGCAUGGUGUUUCCAUAUAUUGGAAAUGUCAAGUAUCCACACGGGAGAACAUACCAAACAACAACGUUUCAAAUCCAAGCGCCGAAAGAUUGUAAACGGCAAAGAUUGCGUUACAUUUCACAGAACGACCGCUUAUCACUGUUGUCACUCCUUUUUUCACUGGAAGCUACGAGGAGUUUUCAUUCCGUCAUGAGUGAUUCUUGAUCAGCGUUUCCUUGAAAGUACGAACCCGGACAGGUGAUAACUGAGGACGUUUCGUCAAGACUCCUGUUGUUCAGUUUCAGGCUUUAGCAGGUGCGUAGUCAGGAUUUUUCCGGAGGUACGCCCAACUUUUUCUACAUCUUCUUCCCCCCUACCCACCCCUCCCACCCCAAAUUUCAACAUUUUUUUAAGGUGGCUCGACUGGAUUUUUUGGGGGGGAUACCUCCCAAGUUUGUGCAUUAACUACGUCGCCAUGAAUAAAGAUAUCGAAAAAAACAUUACCACAAGUGUAUUAUAUAAAGAUGAAAAUUUCUUAUGAUCUGGGUUUUAUUGCAAUCGGAGUCGCCAUGGCAAAUUUAUUUCUUUUUGCUAAAUGUGCACGUGCAUAUGAAACUUGGAAACAAUGCCAGUGAAUAAUGAGGACGCUCACUUGUAAACACAAAAUCUGGGGGGAAAAUUUUGUUAUAUUUGAGGUCCUAUUUAAAAGCCUUCUCUGUUUUCAAUGUUCUUGAAACUUGCAGGGUAUAUUUAUUGGCAAUUGAUCUCGGGAUUGUCAAAUUUAUAAAAAAAUUUGUCGAGCGGUUUUUUGAAAAAUGCCAAAUUUGUAGGCAUGGACCCAAUUACGUGCAAAAACUGUAACAAAAGCAGCUGAAUGCAAGUUAAUAGGAUUCUUCUUACUCGCGAUCGCCCGGAGCAAUUCCCCUCUUUUCUUGUAUGCAGUUUUCAAUGGAAUCAAACCACUAUGAGAUGAAGUGGCGUUUCCAAAGCUUAUCAUUUUCUUAAAAAAUUAUCCAAUUGUGUGGAUAGCACGCUAUUUUACUGUUUUUAUGAUGCUUAAAACUUCGUUUCAAAAGAUCUCGAAAACGCUGUCAUAGAAUUUGUACAAACUUUGCCAUAAUUGCCUCAAUUAUGGCAGGUACAAACUCCCUUAAGCGAUUUCUUAAAAAAACUCCCGGUACAGAGAAACACAAAGAUAAAUAAAAAACGUAAUGGCGUCGUUACGUUGCCAUGGCGACUCCGAUUGCAAUAAAACCCAGAUCAUAAGAAAUUAUAUUCUUUAUAUAAUACAGUUGUUGUAAUCUUUUCCCCGUAUCUUUACUCGUGGCGACGUAGUUAAUGCUCAAACUUGGGAGAUAUCCUCUCAAAAAAAUCCAGUCGAGCCACCUUAAGGUGCCUUUAUUAAAGGUGGGGUUAACGGUUGUAAGCAAAAGCAUUUUUGCUGUUUAUGACAUGACACAGCCUCUAAAAUUCUUUAAUUCUGUCGGCUUGUUAUGUUCAUUGACAUCAACCGUUUAUCAUUAAUUCAGCUAUUAAAAAUCAAGCUUGUAGUACCUCCAACUUUAGUUUACAAAUGACUCUUUUUACCCCUUUUUGUCACGUUGUUUUUGACCGACAAAAGCACCACACAUUGACGUAAUUGUGCCCUACUUCGUCUACUCCGAAGACAGGUCGUGGAGAAAACAACGCGUUCACGCUUUACAUCAUCAAGCUUGCUAUAUAAAUAAAUCAUCCAAGAUUCAGUUCUCCAAUUAAUGUCGUCGCUUCUCUGGAAACCGAUUUUUUUUAGUUAUGUUUAUUUCAUUCUAUUUUUUUUCCUCAACGUUUUCGGGUACGCACGUGCAAACCGUGCGUACAAGUAGCUACGCUCCUGUUUAGUCUCCUUAGCCCUGAGCGUUCCUCUCUUGCGGUUUUCGCGGGAGUUCAGGAUGUGGUCCACCCAGUAUUUCACGUCUCUUUUAAAUGAGAGGCAGCACUUCUUGUUUACCGUUUCGUUAUCAGACAGCGCUUAGGCUCUUAGCCUUUCAUUUAAUUUUGAUCAAAUUUUUAUCAUUUAGUUACUCAGUAUACGUUCGAUCCUGUCCUUGGUAACUUCUACUUUUAUACUUUAAGGGAGCUUAAUACCUAUAUUAAUUUUUUCUUCGUUUAGUGUCGUCCAAAAGACCCAGUUUUUUGGCAUUUUUUAAAAAAGCAAGAAAAAGAAAAGACAAGGUUUAUUUUUUUUUGGACUUAGAUUAAUUCUUUUAAUCUAAAAAAAUAGCAUUAUAACAUCAUUUCGAGGCAUAAAACGUUCGGUGGUGUAUCCUCUUUGCUUUUUACCCUUUUUGGGCCUUUUUUAUGAAAUUGACCAUCAAAUUUUCCGCCAUAUUGAGUUUGUGUCGAUUUGGUGACCAUGUCUUGUUGUUUUCAGUCUCCACGGCAAUGAUGCUGGUGUUUCAGGCCUCCCGUUCUCAGAUUUCUUGUGAUUUUUUUUUCACCUCACCGACCGACCCACCCAAAACCAGGAAACCUAUUCGAUGCUAAACGAACGAAAAGGGGAUGACCUAAGCCUUAUGGUUUCUUUUUGGGCUUCCUCACCACAUUGCUUCUGCGUGUUUCUGUAUACUUGUCUUUUGCUUUGUUUUGUUCUUUUUUGUCGGUAAAAUAAACUGAAACUGUACAAAGACCCUCAAUAUUCCCUUUGGAGGUUCUCGAACGCGCAUAAAAAAAGUGAAAAACGCGAUGAUUUAUUGACCGCAAAUGCAAGGGCAAUGGGGUGGGGUUAGGGCUCGUUACUGCGCUCCGGUUCACUCGUACGCUGUCAAAUGGUCCCGAAAUACAAACUGAAAAAUGUCUGUGGACAGACUCUUCACUUCUAGACAUCAAGCAUCUUUUAAGAUGGGACUUGUCGCCUCUCCCUGUUCAUGGAGUUGAUUCAAGGUGUUGACGUUAAUUUCGUGAUGCCCUGCAUGUUGCCUGGACAUGUUUCAAAAGGGCCUUUCCAAAGGUACGGAUUCCGCCGUCACCUUGUCAACCGUGCGAGAAAUGAUGUACUUCACAAAAACAAAGAAAAGUUAUUUUCGAUUUGCCCCGCCCCCUACCCCCGAAAGUUUCCGACAGGACGGCUUCAAAGUACUCCCCAUGUGGUUGCGCGGGGGAUAGUAACGGGUCUACCUAAUUGCACCGUGCAUCAAUGACAGUUUAGCUCAAUCAGAAGCCCCUUUUCCCUAGCUGGUUCAAGGUGUGCGCACCUCCUUUAAGCUGUUGUUUUCGGUUCUUACUGAAAUUUUUGAUUUUGAGGAAAUUCACAACGACAGGAGCAGGUUAUGGGCUUUUUUCCUAGCCCUAAUCCUACAUCACGGGAAAUCGGUCAGGUUAGGCAAGAAUUCGAUAAUCCUUCCAUAAUCAUCCAUUUUUUCACCGCGUGAAUUGGGUAUUUUUAGCUUAUUUCGAGGAAAUACUUUUUGCUUCAAAUCCAGGGUGGGGUUUUAAACACAUUUUUUAAGCCAAAUGGUUUUUGCGAGAAUCUGCUUACCCGAACUUUUCGCAUAAAAAAACCACAAAUACCCGAAAAAAGCUCAUGUUGUUGGUGGUGGUGGCAUAUUUCCGAUAAAUUCGGCUCAAUGUCUCGUGAAGAAGAGUUCAGAUCCGUGCCGCGCGCCUCUCGAGGCAAGCGUUCCCUCGAAAUGCGAGCCCAAAAACAGGUGGUAAGCGGUCAAUCUGUGAAAAGUAAUGCAAUCUCCGUCGUUUGAGAGCAACCGAAGAUGCUCUUGCCAAUGCUGUCCUUGAUGUUUUUUAUUUCCAGUAUCUAGGAAACCCAUGCUAAGGUAUGAAACAUACACUCGUAGGCAUUGUUCUGUCCGCUAAAGUCUAAUUCCUGGACGCAGAAACGUUGUGCUUUUUGAAGUUAAUUAUUUUAUUGUGUUUUGCCCUUUGACAACCUUACGUCACUCGUGCGUUUGGUAGCAGAAGAUGGCUAAACUCUGCUUUUCUUGUUGGAAAACGGCUUUAAAUUUUAUCAGAUCACUCGAUAAACACGUGUUGAUUUCUGAUAGCUGAUAACGUUAAAUCACUGUUGCUCAAACUGAUUUCUUAUUGCAUUUUUCUGAGUUUUUAGCAUCGACCCGCUGAGUCUGGAAAGCUCAAAUUUCAGAAAAGUACUACUAGUAUUUUUUGGCCUCAAACAUUUUCUUUUAAGUUGCCCGUAGUUUUGAAAACAGAUUUUGAAAGAAGAGAUAAUGCUCUUUAACGUGGUAUAAGACUCGUUACUGAAAUCGAGGUACCAGUCGACGAUUUUGGGCUUUGAAAUUUGCCAUUUUUUCAUUGAACGAAAACGUUCAAAAUAUUGAAAAUAAUGAAAAGUCUCCAAAAUAUUACACUUUCGUUCAAACUGAGUAAAUCACCACUUAAAAUGUGUGCAAUUAUGUACUCUUCUGAAUAAGUUAUUUGUUGUCCGCAUUACAAUGGAUUUGAAUUUUAAAACGAUUUUUUUGCGACACAUGGUCUCGGGCCUGGAAAACCCGGUCCGAGAGCCGCAAAACCAAUAACCCCCCCGUACGUGGAAAAGAAUUAUCGGAUCGAAGUAAAAAUUACAUUUAUGUUAAUAGCUUACCUAGUGCUACUUUUUGAAUUUUUUUGAGAAUUUUCGAUUUUUCACUUUUGUAGACCUCUGGUCGAUAUUUACUCACAUUCGCUCUUAAUGCGCUGCACUUGAUGAGUUCCUUCUAAUAUUUAUGGCCUUCUAUUUUUAAAAAAAUUGAGGAAAAACGCAAUUGUUUCCCCUUUAACCCUUAAGGCGGAUUUCAACUGCCGCGUAAAUUUUACGCGUGUAAAUGAAUUACAGGCAAUGUGUUUAAAAAGGUCGCCCGUAAAGGUAGGAAAUGAACCUCUCUCAAAUUUUACGUUUAUGCGCGAUCUUUCAUGCAUUGGCUCUAUUUUAUUUACCCACAAAAAUUCUAUGCGUAUGUGCAUGUAAAAAUUACGCCCACAGUGGAAACCCACAGGUUAUCCGUGAGGUCGUUUUUGCUGUGCCAUCCGCUCGACUGGCAGCAUGGCCGACGUCCAAAGCGUGAAAUGCUUUAAGUGGCCGCGAAUAGAGGUUUUUUGAAUCUGAACGGAUUACAAACAUUUUGCCCGCUAGGAUUUUGGUUCCUGGCUUUUAAUAAAAGGAUGACCGUUUGUGAUGGGAAGAUCGCUGUAUGAAAGUUGUCAGUGGUAAAGACUGUAUUUGGCCAAGAGAGAAUUAGAGAUUCUAAAAAUAAUUGUAGUGAAAUUCACAUCUCCCUGCCAACGCCCUAAGAUUGCCUCCCCGUCGAUUCAGUUAUUCUCUCUUGAACUGGCCUUGUUCACUCAAACUAUUAAAAACAUUUGAAUAUUUGCUCUUUCUUCUGCAUGAAAUUAAUAUUACUCCAGCCUUCUAACGCUAUAAGAAGAUGAUUGAUAGUUUCAGUUUACGAAGAAUUUAAGGAAAAAUUGUAUAUUUCAUAGAGUCAUAAGGCUUACCAAACUUCCAAGGAAAAUCGUCCAAGGAGGAGAACCGAUGCAGGUGAAUUUUAUGCUAGAAAGAGUUAAAUAAGUUUAGAAAAUGCUACCAAAAGUAACCUACAUCUCUUUGCAAGAUAAAAAGUAGCCGUUACUGACAAUGUUUUACAAUCAUUCAAUCACUUAACGAAUCAAUCAAUCAAAAAGGGUAGAAGGGUAGGAAUUUCUUGAGUUGUCCAUUUUAAACUAAAAUUAAAAGGAUAUUCAAUUCUAUUAUGUUUCGAACCCACACAUCUUAUGGUCCAAUCAAUUUCAUUUGUCAAAUGCCUCGUAAAAAUAAUGAUAAGGAUUACUGUAUCAAGUAGGUAUGUGAAAGUGGCAUCAUUUUUCAAUGGAAGCUAUGCUAAUUAAAAAGUAGUGCCUUUUCUGUUAUAUAUGGCACGUAAAAGGGUCAGGGGCUGGACUCAGGGAGGAGCCUCCCCGUAUAAGACAUCGAUGAGUACCCCCUCUAGGGGUCAGUUUCUUACAGUGAGUCACCACCCCAAUCUCGUCACCAGAGCCUUCGAAUCCUGUGGCUGCGUAUAGUCAUGCGCAACUGAGAAGAGCUCUGGUGUCAAGAAUGUCACCCCCCGCGGUCAAACCAGAAUUGAAGAUUUCUCCCCUGUUUUGGCUUCUCAAAGGCACUCUUUACUUUCUGUUCCUCAUUAUAAAAGGUAAUUAACAUAAUAACUAACUUCACUUUGUUCUAAUGUGCGAUACGAGACGUUUGGCUAUAAAAAAAUUGAUAAUCAUGCAUAAUUACAAACUUCAAAUCGCCAGAUUGGACUAUUGGAGACGUUUGGCGGCAGUGAUUAUUUAAUAAUUAAUCAUAAUUACGAACUUCAUUUUGUCAGAUUGUACGAUAUGAGAAAUUUGGCCACUAUCACGCGCAUCUGGACUCUACGGUUAACGGUCCCACAGUCCCUUGCUGUCAUCAAAAUUACUUAAGGGCAACAGAUUGCAGAGUCUGCAGGUGACUAUAUUGAAAUUGUACGUGGUACACACAGUCCUGUUGCUAGAGACCUCAUCCAAGUUGGAAAGGAUCAAUUAUCGCUGUUGACAAUAAAUUAAGUGUAGAAUUUCGUUUUACGUCCUCCAAAAUUAGCAUAGGACCAGGCUCAGCUGUAAAAUAACAAAUACGGCAUAAAAAAUCUGUGAGCGAACCGAAAGAAAGUGAAAGAGAGCGGUGGUUUGCGGAACCUGCAGGUUCUAGGCUAUCCAAAAUUUCCUAAAGCAACUUUUUUUCUUUGUAGCUGAGGGUGUUAUCCACCGAGACCGCCUGGGGCGGGGGUUACUUUAGCUUUUACGUUCGAACAGAAGAAAUGAAACGGAACUCUCAAAAUAUAUUUGGACUCAAUAAGACUCUAAGAAACCUUUCCAGAUAAAAUGGAAAGUUUUAAAGAAAUGCAAACCCUAUAGAAACAUUAGCAAAAAAUGUAAUCUUUGUCUUUAUAAAAAGUUCUUCAUACCAUCAUUUGUAAAAAAGAGCUUUGUAGCCUAAACUAGCGAGUUCAUACCCCCACAGAAACAGAUAUGUACUUCAGAACUCUAAAGUAACGUAGCUAAGACAAAAUCCAUCUGUUACCUAGAUUAAAUCUCUUAACGCAUCUCUAUAACAACCACCCAAAUUUUACCGCUAGCUUUUAAUUUUAACGAUCAAUCGUUGCAGUUGCCUGAUGAGUGUGGUCCUACAAUUUCGGACCAUACGAAACAGAACUGUCGCAAUAAAAGAUCGAUGAUUACUCCUGAAGCUUGAACUCCUGUGAUUAUUAAUAGUCAAGGCUCUUCAAUUAAAUGAAUUGAGCGCUCUACGAAAUACGUUCUACCCAGAAUACGAGUAGUUUAAAAUAUAUAUAUAUAAAUAUUUCAUUUUAAUUAUGUUUUUUUUUUUUUGAAUAAAUAUUUCUUAAUAUGGGCCGAAUGGGCUAUUGACUCAGAGGCCAUGAGGGCGAGAGGAAUAAUUGUUUUAGUAAAAUCCAACUAGUUGAUCAAAAAUAUCGAGACAAAACAACUUAAAGCAAGACUUUAAUCCUUUUUUGCCGCCAAAAAUCCGGCGCUUUUCGCUACUAGUGGGUUAUAACAUAUAACCUUGUAGUAGCUCAACCAAUCAGAACACAGGAUUGAUUAUAGACCACUACUUGGAUUUUACUAAAAACUGUGUAUAUAUAAACACUUGGAGAGUUUGCCGGACACGAGUUCACAAUUAUUUGAUUGGAAACCUUGCCAGACACUCUCUCUCUCUCUCUUUGACCGGAAUAAGACUCAGCCCCAAACAAGCAAGACGAGUGAACAACGGCUAGCUUAUCACUAGCAGAACGAUGGACGAUUACAGAAAUUCGCAGACAACCUAAUUCUGUGCUGACUUCUUCCCUGCUCACAGAGGUCCUUCUGCUAUAAAGUUUAAAAUAAGAAUAGAAUGCGCGAGCGUGAAUUAAUCAAACGUCCUUUUAAUUUCUAAGGCUUACUUUCCUGCAAAUAAAAUCAACUGAAUGUGAAAAGUGAAAGAGAAAUAGCGAAAUCGUUUCUUAUGGUUUGAAAUAAACUAUUCUGGAAACUGAGAAUGUUUUGAUCAAAGCUGUAUAAAUCGAACUGAAACUGUGCAUGGAACCUUACGUUUCCUGUAUUUAUCUCACCUAUUGUAUGGAAUAUGUGUGAAAAUCUUCAUUAUGAAUCGGUAAAUAUCAAAGAGCUACACAACGAGCAAGAAUGCUAUUGACCGACAAUAUACAGAGCGGGGGCAGCUGUAGUGUCAGCUGUUCCUGGUUUUUAUUAUUACUCCCUAUGAUGGCCUUUAUACGAGGAGGAAUGAAAGCCUAGCCAAAGCAGUAGUGUCAAAGUUACCACUAAGGUAGCGAUGUUUUCAGUCUUGUUAAUUUUGUACAGAUCACUCCAGAAUGUGAUUAUAUAUAUAAAAAACUAUGUUAUUGUAGAACGCGACAACUGUCUCUUGGGUAAAAUUUAAUUUUUUCAGAUUUAUUACAAUCCUGUAUUACCUGAAUGACGUGGAAGAAGGUGGCGAAACUGCUUUUUUAAUUGCUGACAACACCACAACAACUCCACAUGUAAGUCUUUAUUAAGUUAAGCGUCUUCUUUAUUGAGGACAUCAAUUGUAGUUCGGCAGUUUUUGGAAAUAUUUUUUUUGUUUUUAACUCCCAAUCGAUCCUGAGGUUUGAAAACUUGUUCGGAGAAAUAAACAAAGCAUUAUUAAAUUUUUAUUGAUUGCCUAAAUUAAAAAUGAUUUUUAUUCUGAAUUUAAGCGAGCCUAAGCCCGAAGUCAUUGAUAUGAAAAUGAUUAUGUAUUCUCAUUAAAAAAAAAAUCAUUUUUACAAAAAAAGGGUUUGCACGUAGCCUCGUUUGAAAGUUAGAGUUUUUGGAACCUCGAAAAUGGUUUAUUAAAAGUAAAGGAAAGGAAAAGAGAAAAACCACGGUAGAAACACAUGAUUAACAGUACAACAAACUCAACCGGGCAAGCUCAGUUAAAAUCAAUCGCCAAUCACGGGAUGACGUUUAUGAUAAUAUUAAAGGAGCCUGACUUGGUAAUUCGUUCAAAAUUUGAAAAUGUCGGUAUGGCCCCAGUUAAAGUUGUUGCACUGUAAGAAACUAUCAUGUAAGUAGGCUUAAUCUUUGUAUUUCAUUGAUGAGAUUUUGGAAAAAAUGUUACAAUAUUUCGCUUAGUUCUAAAUGAACAAGACUAAACUUUUUGUCUGUGAAAGACAAAGGUGUGAACGCUCUCUUUAACAUUACUUUUUCACGCUCAUGCAUGUCUCUAGUUGUAUUUUGGAAACGAUGAAUGGGCUUGUUUUAUUUUCCAGGACAUUUAUAAUUCAAAGGCCGCAACAGACGAGUUUAAUUUGAGCAUUAAUUGUAACUCGGCCAACUUGGUUAUUGCCCCCAAGAAAGGUACCGCCAUCAUGUGGUAUAACAGUUUCAUCGACCCGGACAGCGGUCUUCUUGGUGCAGUGGAUCAUUACACACUACAUGGUGGUUGUGACGUCAUUAAAGGGGAAAAGUGGAUUGCUAACAACUGGCUCACAGCGCCCACUAAACAAUCAAGACACAUCAAGAGCAUGUUCGAUGCUGGGUUUGAUUGA